AUGCCUGGAUCCGUGCACUCCCAAGAUAUGGACCAGUCCAUGAUCGACGCAGAGGCCACCGAGAUGCCCCAGUCCAACGACCCCAUCCUCGAAGAGAGACAGAUUGUCGUGCUCCCCGGUGCCACAGAUACCGCCGCUUCCUUCCAGUUCGAAGGCGAGGGCCACACCAUGGGCAAUGCGCUGCGAUACGCAAUUAUGAAGAACCCCGCUGUCGAGUUCUGCGGCUACACCAUUCCCCACCCUUCAGAUCCGAAGAUGAACGUCCGCAUUCAGACUAACGAUACCACUACUGCGCUCGAGGCUCUGGAGAAGGGCUUCAACGAUCUGAUGGAUCUGUGUGAUGUAGUAACGGAGAAGUUCACUGCUGCGCGUGACCAAUAUAACGCGGAGAGUGGUAACCGCAUGGAGGCAUGA
Molecule: messenger RNA, 414 nt
Organism: Penicillium paradoxum
Lineage: Eukaryota; Fungi; Ascomycota; Eurotiomycetes; Eurotiales; Aspergillaceae
Product: DNA-directed RNA polymerase core subunit RPC19
Exons: 4
Coding region: 1-414 (137 amino acids)
Biological process (GO): DNA-templated transcription
Cellular component (GO): RNA polymerase I complex; RNA polymerase III complex
Molecular function (GO): DNA binding; protein dimerization activity; DNA-directed RNA polymerase activity
Source: RefSeq, a predicted model, not a curated record